CGCACGGCGGCGUUCACUGCACAGCCUCUGGAAACCCGAAUUCCAGCUUGAUGAAUUGCGUGUCCAUGAAGAUUAACCAGCUUUAAACGUGUGCUCAUAAGCCUAAUGCAUCAUGCACCAACAGUGUUGUAUUGAUGUUUUAUUUCUGUCAAACAUAAAUAGGAUAUUCCUGUUUUCUCUAGUCAAAGUCAGCAAUGAAACACUUGACUCCCGCUAGCACCUUUUGUAUUAAAAAGGAUUUAUCAUUGUAAUACCUGGUCUUGUAGAGAGAAGCUUAAGGGCAUGCUUCACAUAAAGUGCUUGACGAUUCUAAAGUCAACAAGGUAGAUUUUUUUUUUUUUUUUAAUUCCACCGUUUAUGACUGAAACGAGGAUGAAAACCUUCGUGCCCCGAGGGACGCGUUUACCCCGAGGCUGUCCUGAGGUCACUGCGGGAGGCCGAGGCAGCCACAAGCCGCUCCCUCCAUAGAAACCGGGAGGCGAUGAUAGGCUGAGGAGAUCCCGACUGCGGCAGCAGCUCCCGCCCCGGUGUCCCCCAGUGUCCCCUGGUGUCCCCAUGGCGGCCCCCGUGUCCCCCAGUGUCCCCGGUGUCCCCAUGGCGGCCCCGGUGUCCCCAUGGCGGCCCCGGUGUGCCCCGCUGUCCCCGGUGUCCCCAUGGCCGCCCCGGUGUCCCCCGCUGUCCCCGGUGUCCCCAUGGCGGCCCCGGUGUGCCCCGCUGUCCCCGGUGUCCCCAUGGCCGCCCCGGUGUCCCCCGCUGUCCCCGGUGUCCCCAAGGCCGCCCCGCCCUCCGGAGGCGGCUGCGCCCUCACUCAAGAUGGCGCCCCCCAGAGUCCCCGUUGGGCUCUGACGUCAGAGCGGCGGGGUGAAGAUGGCGGCUGUUUAUUUACCUGCGGCCCCCGCGGAACUUGCCCUUGUCCAACAUGGCUGUCGCUGCCCGAUUACUUCCGCCGGCAGCGGCGUGCGUUUGCCCUCAGUGGGGAUGGCCGAGCGCAGCGCGGAGAGGGCGGGGUGUGCCGGUGGCUGCGGAGUCAUAGGCCACUGCUGUUAUGUCCUGGGUACAAGUUGCAGUCCGCCAAUCCAAUGAGGAUAUAUUUGAUGAAGAUGCAGAUGAGAUGUAUCUACUGCAGAAGGAAUGGAACAGCACUAUGAAAAAAAGAUUGAAGGAAGGCUAUAGGGAUGGAAUUGAGGCUGGGAAAGAACUUGCACUCCAGACAGGCUUUAAUCAAGGUUACAGACACGGUGCCAAGCUGAUGAUUACGUGUGGCCAGUUCAAAGGAACCCUGAAUGCUCUCCUAUCCUGGUGUCAUUUUAAUGGACAUGAUUCUGCUUUAAGUACGAUAAAUAAUCUUCUUGAUGUGGUUGGAAAGCAUGAAGAUGAUCUGCUUAAGAAUCUGAAUUCUACUGAAGAACAGAGACAGCCACAUCUUGGACACAUUUUAGACUCAGUUCAGGACAUGGACCUUAAUCACACAGCUGUGACAGAGUACAAGGAAGUUAAAGAUGGAAAACAUGAAGACUGUGGCAGCUCCAGUGAAAAUAUUUGUAGGAAUAAUGGUGAGGUUGGUUCCUUGCAAUCUGAGUGCAGCAAGGCAAACCUCUGCACAGAUCCUGAAAAGUCAACCCUUGCUUGGGUUAAAAAGCAGACUGUUUGGCUAGUAGAGCAGCUGGGCUUAUCACUGGAUGUACUCCAUCAUGUACAGCAACUGGAACAUUAGUUUUUCUGUCUCAUGGUACUUAAAACUAUCACAGCUGGUUUUGAUUAUUAGUUUGUGGGCCAUGUACAGGAUGAUGCAUCACUUUUGUUUUAGGAAGAUAUGAUUUUGGUGCUCUACAGUAGAAGUGAUUUUAGUAAAUUUUCAUCAUGAUUUUGGCUCCUGGCAAAACCCUUCACUUUCAGUCUUAAAGGUAAUAUUUGGAGAAAGGGGCAAUGACUUCAAAGCUUUACAAAGAGUUACUAAACAUGUUACUGUUUUGUGUCAGGAGCUCCCAUCUCACCCUUAUUUUUUUCUUGGCAGCAGUUUGGAAAUGAAGUGGGUCCAUUAAAUAGCCCCUCUAAGUUGGUCCCUUCCAAUAUCAAAAGAAUAAAUGCUUAGUGCUAUGGAAUUGGUCAAUGUUUUUGCAGAAUUAGCUGCUGUUGAUGAUAUGCUGUGUGCAAAAUAGAACAUGAUAUGCUGCUGAUUCCUGGAGUGCUGUGACUUUCUAGUCACCUUUUGUCAAAUUCAUUGUGUUAUCUUUUGUACCCAUGAUGCAAUGCACUUAUAUUGAAAAAAACUAUUUUCCCUCCUUA
Oenanthe melanoleuca is the source of this 2286-nucleotide messenger RNA. It is a transcript of the gene YAE1, whose product is annotated as YAE1 maturation factor of ABCE1. The record is from RefSeq and is a predicted model, not a curated record. The transcript is spliced from 4 exons. The coding region runs from base 1046 to 1714 and encodes 222 amino acids. Lineage: Eukaryota; Metazoa; Chordata; Aves; Passeriformes; Muscicapidae.